UUUGUGCGCAGUGGUUCUGCAGAGGCCAGCCCACGCGUGUUCUCCAUCCGUUGGAUUGACAUCUUGUCCCCUCUCUCUCUCUCUCCUCACAUUCUUCUUCGAAGAAAUUCCUCUGCUUGGCUUUUAGGGUUUCUCGAAUUUUGUCACUUUUCUCUCGAAAGGGUUGACGGACUAACCCUUUUCGGAAGGUAAGGGAAGAGACGAGGGAGGAGGAGACGGAGACGAAGACGAAGACGGAAAGGAUACGUGGAGGUUUCUGUUUAUUAUUUCGAAACUUACGAUUCUGGGUUUUUUCCAUUUCGCCUCUCGUGUUUUUUUCCCCGUAUCUUCGUUUUCUUCAUCUGGGUUGUUUUGUACUUGUCCUGAUUCUCGUUUGCUCUUCGAUUUCCGGGUUAAACUGUUUCGGCAAAAAACAAAGAAGAUUCUGGUUUCGGGUCUAAAUUUCGUAUUGAUUCCUUCCUUCUCCUUUAUAAUUUUGCCGCGGAAACAUGUAUCCUGCAAAACCCUUCAGCCUUGGAGGCACCAUUGUUGAAUUUGAGGAAUACCCAUCUCUUCCUUUCCCUCGAAGUUGCUUGUUCAUAUAGAAACAGAGCCGUUGGUAAUCCUUAUUUUCAUCUGGGUAUUCUGGUGAACGCUUUGAUUUUGCGUUGAGCAUUCCCCCGAUCCUGCGUAAAAAAAAACAUGGGUUGUGUUCAUUGCAAGUGUUGUAGCCGUUACCCUUCGUCAUCGUCUGACGGAGAUUCUAAGAAUUACGGAGAAGCCGAGGAGUACAAUGCUGACAAGGGAAAAGAGGCUGUCGUGCAGAGACCACUAGUGUCAGUUCAUGUUCCUUCGCACAACUUCGAUCUGCUGUGUUCUGUACUAUCGCAGAGAGGUUACUACCCUGAUUCGCCUGAUAAGGAGAAUCAAGACACUUACUGCAUCAAGACUCAGCUCCAAGGUAACCCAAAUGCCCAUUUCUUCGGUGUAUUCGAUGGCCAUGGCGUUUUUGGUGCGCAGUGUUCGAAUUUCGUCAAGGAAAGGGUUGUGGACAUGCUUUCAGAAGACCCCGUCUUGUUUGAUGAUCCAGAAAAAGCCUAUAAGUCUGCUUUCCUUAGGACGAAUGAGGAGUUGCAUGAUAGUGAUAUCGAUGAUUCGAUGAGUGGUACCACAGCCAUUACCGUUCUUGUCGUUGGGGAUAAGCUGUAUGUCGCCAAUGUAGGUGAUUCAAGGGCGGUUCUUGCUGUUAAGGAUGGGAAUCGGAUUCUGGCGGAGGAUUUGUCGUAUGAUCAGACGCCGUUUAGGAAAGAUGAAUGCGAGAGAGUGAAGUCGUGUGGGGCUAGAGUUCUUAGCGUUGAUCAGGUGGAAGGGCUGAAGGAUCCCAAUAUCCAAACGUGGGGGGAUGAAGAGAACGAAGGCGGGGAUCCACCGAGACUGUGGGUUCAGAACGGAAUGUACCCUGGUACUGCAUUUACGAGGAGUGUGGGAGAUAGUACAGCCGAGGAUAUCGGAGUCAUAGCCGAUCCAGAAGUGUCAAUGGUUCAUCUCUCGCCUAACCAUCUGUUCUUUGUCGUUGCUAGUGAUGGCAUCUUCGAGUUCCUUCCAAGCCAGGCUGUUGUAGAUAUGGUGGCGAAAUAUGCAGAUCCACGGGACGCAUGUGCUACGGUUGCAGCCGAAUCAUACAAAUUGUGGUUGGAGCACGAAAACCGUACAGAUGAUAUCACAGUUAUCAUUGUACAGAUCAAAAACCUGUGUAACGCUUGAAAUGGAUUGUGUGUUCUUCUUCUCAGCUCCCUUGCCUGAGAUUCUGUUAAAUGCCAAGAUCCAUCUAUUACUACAAUUUACAAGUACUAUAUGCUCGGGAUGAUGAGCCCCUUUUAUAUUCGAAAUCCGGCUUUUUAUUGUA
Tarenaya hassleriana is the source of this 1885-nucleotide messenger RNA. Its product is annotated as probable protein phosphatase 2C 35. Gene Ontology annotation, biological process: protein dephosphorylation. Gene Ontology annotation, molecular function: cation binding; protein serine/threonine phosphatase activity. The transcript is spliced from 2 exons. Bases 682 to 1743 code for a protein of 353 amino acids. NCBI's taxonomy places the organism in Eukaryota, Viridiplantae, Streptophyta, Magnoliopsida, Brassicales, Cleomaceae. Gene Ontology annotation, cellular component: nucleus; cytosol. The record is from RefSeq and is a predicted model, not a curated record.